GGCGCCACCUGGAGCCGCGUGAGUGGCCUGAGGCCGCCUCCCCAGACCUUCAGGUAGUCUCCUUUUCUUCUGUGCAAAACUUCUGCGUGUCAGCCCUGUGAGGGCUCUGCUCAGUUCUUUUAGCCAUCAUCACAUCUUCCUUGCACUCUCCCCUGCUCUUGAUGAGGUGGAAAGUAUUGAGUAACACUGCAGUUCUGGGUACUGCUUAGGACAAACAUCAAAGUGGGAUCCCUCAUGGCCACUAUCCAGGUCAAUAAAAGAGAACAUUACCAGCACACCAGCGGCUCCCUGGUGCCUGUCCCAGCAUGAGAAGAUUUUUCUUAGCUAUUCAUCGUGAGAACUUGGUCCAACUCCUGAAGGUAAAACUCACUAGAGUGUGGGGGUCCCCCAUGACUGGGUCCCCCUGAAGUUUUUAGCUCACAGACUUGAGCACACUGAGGCUCCAACAUUUCAUCAAUUACGCUUAGAUAUUCCUGCCUGCCCCUAGUUCCUGCCAAGGUUUCUGCUUCGAGUAACCAUUCCUGUCUUAGGAGAGCAGAAGUCAAUCCUUUCUCUCUGAAUACACUGAGCAAAACCAGAUAACUCCUGGAGGAUUUUGGGGAAGUCAGUUGCGAUAUCUCAGAGAAAACGAAUAUUCGCCAUGGAUCUCACUGCUCUGUGUGAAGGAAAGUAGUUCAUGCCUCCACUUCACCACAGAAAAACAAUGCUGAUGCCUCCCCGGAGCAGUGCUUCAGAGAGUCUUGGAGCUUUCAUUCCUAGAACAUAUUGUAAAUUCUUACCGUUUUUUGUUGCCUGAUUUAUCUAUCCAUGCAUACAAGAGCUGCGGUACAGGCUAGAGAUGCGGGGGGUGAGAGGAUUCACCAGAGACAGUGAGGAACGGAAUAGGCAGGCUAACCGGAGCACAUGCUGGGGGGAGCAGCAGGCGUCUCAAACAUUCUUAAGAAUGAUCCACAACCAGGGCCACCUUUGGAGAAAAAUUCUAUGGUUCAGAAGGCAAAAGACAACUCCUCUGCAUCAGAAUACUUCUCCUGUUAUUCUUCUUUUCCUUCUUCCUGUCGUGCUGAAUUACAGAAAUAUCGAGACAAUGCACCUCAGGGCAAGUCAUCUAUUGUGGCCCCAGUCAAGGAUCAGAAAGAAGAAGACUCCUCGACCUCACAAUAUUUCUCUUGUGUCUCCUCGCCCAACCAACUUACUUUGUUUGAUAAUGAUGGUCAGAAAGGAACCCAUCAAUUACAUCAAGGUGUUUCUUUUCGAUCAAAGUUUCCUGUACCCCAGGACUUGGGGAAAAGGGAUAAUUUCACCUCUGAGCCAAAUAUGUCAUUUCAGUUACAAGUGGCUAAUAAAAAGAAAAAGCACGUCACAUUCUUAGAAGAUAAGAAAGAGGAAAAGAGCAUGAAAAUUUACUACAUGAAUGUCCAAAUGAAAAGAGGAGUGGCAGUCUUAGGGGAUACGGACCCAGAAAUGGGACCUUCCAGAAAGAGAGUAAGAAUAGAAAAAAUCACCACUUCUGAAAAGGUCCGUCCAUCAACGUCCCGCUCUCCUGUGUCUGCAUUAAAAGCCCCACCUGCCAAUAAGUACCAGGUGGGCAGUGAAUACCGAGAGGCAAGGUGGGAGGCUCAUGGCUCAACAGAGCCUCCUGCUCAAGGAGAAUAUCCCAGGGCCCUGACGCCUGCAUGGCUGGUGGCCUUAGACCGUGGCUACCGGUGCAUGGCCUGCUGCCGGGUCUUUCCCAGCUUAGAGGUCCUGCAGGAGCAUGUAGAGAAUGGGAUCAGAGAGGGCUUUAGUUGCCGUGCUUUCCACCUUGCCUUUGCUUGUCUACGGAGCAAGAAAAAGAAAUAUAAGAGGAAGAGUAAGAAGAAUACCAAGAAGACAAUACAUAGAUGCCGAAUUGUGACAUACUCUGCCACAAAACCCCUUACCUACAAAUAAACUCCCUUCAGCCCCCCAGCCCCCAAAGAGGAAUUGAAGCAGGCCAGAUUCUACAGAGGGGGCUUCAUCUUUUUAAGCAGCCAAAGUUCCACGCAUUUUAGACACCACCACUACCAUGGGCACUGCCACCUGCCACCCACAGAAGCAAAGAACCCCCAUUCAUACUAUUCUUGCUCUCGGAGGUGGGAUGUGAAAACAGAGCACACUGCCAGAACAUAAGAAGAUGUCCUCAGGCUAACUAAGAACAGUGAACACCAGUGUGUCAUCAUCACCACCACCAUGGAGAAAACAGUCUCCUUGCAAGUGGAACUGGUGUGGGCCAGGUUAUAGAAGAGGAGCCCAGGCCCACGGCCCUGAGGACAUGAGGUGGCGUGUCCAGCACACCACAGCAGUGUGAAGAGAGCCUUGGGGUUCACGUGAAUUCCACACCCUCGAGGUAAUUCAUGUCUAUAGCAGUUGUGCCUGGUCAUCUGCCAUCGCUCCCAAGUGCCUUGGUAAAGUAUGAUUCUCAGCUCUGCGGAAAAACAUCUACACAGAGUAGUGAGGAGCCUGGAGAAUUCUUCAUUCACAGAGACCAUUGGAAAGAGUUUGCUGCUAAUCCCCCUUGGAGUCAGAGGCCCCAGGACUCACCUGCAGGAUUGCCUUAUGGAGAAGAAGACACAGAGCUAUGGAGAGAGUAGGGCAGCAGGAGGCAGGUUUUCCCAGUGUAGGGCUUUAUCCACAGUAAAACAAAAGAUUGAUUACAACUAGCAGGAAUUUAGGGGAGGGGACUUCUAAGUUGAGAGAAGGUUGAAAAGGAUCAUCUAAUUUCUCUUCCCACUUUGAGUUCUACUUCUGUCUUCUCAAUGUCUAUCAUUUACUGUGCUUUUGAACAUCUGGCUCAUUCUCUUCCUCUCUAAUUGCUGUUACUCCAUCCAACUCACUCUCUCUCCUGCAUACUAUGCAUAUAUUUCAGAUGCAAGAGUGUAAGCACUACAGCUUUUUAAAUCAUACAGAUUACAAUACACCAUCUCCUGUGGAUUCACCCCACACAUUGUAUCAAAGGUGUUCUAACAGCUUUGCACGUUUAUCUUUUUUUAAAUGAACAGAAACUUAUUUCCAUAGCACCUCUUAUAUACUUACCUACAGUAUAUGGCUGCAGGGCAGACUUUCUUAUUAUUGAGAGAGGAAAAGAUAAUGAGCUGGUGAAACCACAGGCAACUUGAAUCCCUUGUCUGAUCUUUGGACACCAGGUGCACAAACACUUCUUCACCAGUCAUGUUAGGAAGCAUGGAAGAUACACCUAAUAGUUUCACACUCAUAAGAUAUGCAUAUGGAGAGCAGUUCCAAAACUAAUAAUACAGUUUUAUGCUUAAUAACCCUGGAAGGGUAAAAGCUACCAAUUUUUGACACACUAUCAUUUGUAUGCCAUUUACUAUUGAAUUUUACACAUUUUCAAAGAUAUAUUUUGAUUUUCUUGUUACUUUGACAUCUUUAAUCAGAGGGUCAGAAAUAAAAAAUAAAAAUUGAAAAAAAAAAAAAAAACAUUGCCAUAAGACUAUAUAGGUGUAGGGUAAGUGAAAAAUUAUCAAGCUUUUCUAUCCUCCCGCCGUUAGCAUUCAUGAUGGAUCCCUGUAGUCCUGCAUGCACGCCUGAUGGCGGGCACCUGGA
Molecule: messenger RNA, 3579 nt
Organism: Talpa occidentalis (Iberian mole)
Lineage: Eukaryota; Metazoa; Chordata; Mammalia; Eulipotyphla; Talpidae
Product: protein FAM170A-like
Exons: 11
Coding region: 904-1929 (341 amino acids)
Biological process (GO): fertilization
Cellular component (GO): nucleus
Source: RefSeq, a predicted model, not a curated record